Messenger RNA from Pollicipes pollicipes, 4136 nucleotides. RefSeq names its product 5-oxoprolinase. Lineage: Eukaryota; Metazoa; Arthropoda; Thecostraca; Pollicipedomorpha; Pollicipedidae. Bases 173 to 4054 code for a protein of 1293 amino acids. Gene Ontology annotation, cellular component: cytosol. The transcript is spliced from 30 exons. The record is from RefSeq and is a predicted model, not a curated record. Gene Ontology annotation, biological process: glutathione metabolic process. Gene Ontology annotation, molecular function: 5-oxoprolinase (ATP-hydrolyzing) activity.
CUGGCGUAUGUUAAGAGCCCGUGGAAAAAUACAAGUGGAGGAGAAGGUGCGCAUAUCACGUCGUGGAAAGGCUCCAAAGCUGUGCUGAUUUGUGUGUGGGGUGAGAUAGUGUUUUGCACCUUGGAAAAGCUGUGAGAAACUGAGCACAGCCUGAAUUGCCCCAGGGCCAGCUAUGGCAGACAAGUUCGAGUUCUCGAUCGACCGUGGCGGCACGUUCACGGACAUAUACGCGCGCUGCCCGGCCGGCCGCGUGCGCACGCUUAAGCUGCUCUCCUCCGACCCGGACCGGUACCCGGACGCUCCGACCGAGGGCAUCCGCCGCAUACUGCAGCAGGAGACGGGCAGGCCGUUCCCGGCGGGCGAGCCCAUAGACUCCAGCGCCAUCUCGUGGAUCCGCAUGGGCACCACGGUGGCGACGAACGCCCUGCUGGAGAAGAAGGGGGCCGACAUGGCUCUGCUCAUCACCAAGGGCUUCAGGGACGCGCUGCACAUCGGGAACCAGGCCCGGCCCAAGAUCUUCGACCUGUCGGUCGCCUGCCCGGACGUACUGUACCGUGACGUCAUCGAGGUGGACGAGCGUUUGUUCCUGGCGUCCGAGCGCUGCCAGAUGGAGCACGACUACGAGCGCGUGACGUCACGCUCAGGUCACGAGCUGCUGGUGGUGCGGCGGCCCGACCUCACCGCGCUGGAGCCGCAGCUGCUGCGCCUGCUGGACGCCGGCAUCACCAGCCUGGCCGUGGUGCUGAUGCACUCGUACCUGUACCCGGACCACGAGGUGGCGGUGGGCGCGCUGGCCGAGCGGCUGGGCUUCAGCCAUGUCAGCCUCUCGUCGGGGGUGAUGUCGAUGGCGCGUCUCGUGCCACGCGGCUUCACGGCCGCCGCCGACGCCUACCUCACGCCCUGCAUCAAACACUACCUCAAGAGUUUUAGCGCCGGGUUUCGAGACCAGCUUAAGGACGUCAAUGUACUGUUCAUGCAGAGUGAUGGUGGGCUUACGCCCAUGGAUAGCUUCAACGGCUCCCGCGCCAUUCUGUCCGGCCCGGCCGGCGGCGUAGUCGGCUACGCCCAGACCACCUACCGACGAGAAACUGAACUAGCGGUUAUCGGGUUCGACAUGGGUGGCACCAGCACUGACGUGAGCCGCUUCGAUGGCAGCUACGAGCACGUGUUCGAGUCGACCACGGCAGGCGUCGUCAUCCAGGCACCCCAGCUGGACGUGAACACGGUGGCGGCUGGUGGCGGCUCCAUGCUGUCUUUCAGGGCCGGCAUGUUCGUGGUGGGGCCAGAGUCAGCCGGCGCCCAUCCCGGCCCGGUGUGCUACAAGAAGGGCGGCCCUCUGACGGUGACCGACGCCAACCUGGUGCUGGGCCGGCUGCUCCCGGAUUUCUUCCCGUGCAUCUUUGGGCCGGGCGAGGACGAGCCGCUCGACAGUGGCGCCGCCUACCUGCAGUUCCAGAACCUCACCAACGAGGUCAACAAGUUCCUGCAGACGCAGAAGGGCGGCCGCUCCGAACCCAUGUCGGUGGAGGAGGUAGCCAUGGGCUUUAUCCGCGUAGCCAACGAGGCCAUGUGCCGGCCCAUACGCUCUCUGACACAGGCUCGGGGGCACGACACGUCCCACCACGCGCUGGCCUGCUUCGGCGGCGCCGGCGGCCAGCACGCAUGCGCCAUAGCGCGCGCUCUCGGCAUGGGGACGGUGUUCGUGCACAGGUACGCCGGCAUCCUGUCGGCGUUCGGCAUGGCGCUGGCUGAUGUCGUCCACGAGGCCCAGGAGCCCUGCGGCCGGCCCUAUACCCCCGAGCACUUUGCGUACUUUGAUGAGCGUCUGAGCGCCCUGACAGAAGUCUGUCGCCAGAAGCUCAGACAGCAGAACUUCCCCGACCACAAGAUCACGACCGAGGUUCACCUGCACAUGCGGUACGACCAGACGGACUGCGCGCUGAUGGUGCAGCCGGUGGCCCGACAGGCGGGCGACGGCGCCGCCCCGGCAAGCGGAGACUUCAUGGCCGCCUUCCUGCAACGGUACCGCAAGGAGUUCGGCUUCGUCAUCGGUGACCGUGACGUCAUCGUGGACGACGUGCGCGUGCGCGGCCUGGGCGGUGCCUCGGUGGAGGACGACGCCGCGCUGCCGCCGGCCGCCAAGCCGCCCUGCCCCAAAACGGAGAGUGAGGUGUACUUCGAGGACGGCUUCCACACGGUGGGCGUGUACCUGCUGUCGGAGCUGGGGGCGGGGCACGAGAUCGCCGGGCCAGCCGUCAUCAUGGACUCGCUCAGCACCAUCCUGGUGGAGCCCGACUGCACGGCGACGAUCACGGCGCGCGGCGACGUGCGCGUGUGCAUCGGCUCGGGCGAGCGGCCGCGGGUCGGGCCCGAGCUGGACGCCAUACAGCUGAGCAUCUUCUCGCACCGCUUCAUGAGCCUGGCCGAGCAGAUGGGCCGGAUCCUGCAGCGCACGUCCAUUUCGACCAACAUCAAAGAGCGGCUGGACUUCUCGUGCGCGCUGUUCGGCCCAGACGGCGGCCUGGUGUCGAACGCGCCGCACAUUCCCGUCCACCUGGGCGCCAUGCAGGAGGCCGUGCAGUACCAGAUCCGCGCGCUGGGCGACGCCAUCCGACCGGGAGACGUGCUGCUGUCGAACCACCCGUCCGCCGGCGGCUCCCACCUGCCCGACCUCACCGUCAUCACGCCCGUCUUCUACCGGGACUCGGAUGGUCCGGUGUUUUUCGUGGCGUCGCGCGGACACCACGCCGACAUCGGCGGCAUCACACCCGGCUCCAUGCCGCCCCACUCCAAGUCGCUGCUCGAGGAGGGCGCCUGUUUCAAGUCCUUCAAGCUGGUAGAGGCCGGCGUGUUCCAGGAGGAGGCGGUGACGGCGGCGCUGCUGGCGCCGGGCGAGAUCCCGGGCAGCUCUGGCACGCGCAACCUGCGUGACAACCUAUCAGACCUGCGUGCCCAGGUGGCCGCCAAUCAGAAGGGGAUCAGCCUGGUGGGCGAGCUGAUCGACUACUACGGCCUGCCGGUGGUGCAGGCGUAUAUGGCGCACAUCCAGCAGGCGGCCGAGCUGGCCGUGCGCGACAUGCUGCGCCAGAUCGGCCGCGGCGCCAGCAGCCGCUCCGGGGCCGCCCGGCUCCGCUUCACAGACCGCAUGGAUGACGGCAGCCCUAUCCAACUGGCCGUGGAUAUCGACGAGGAGGCGGGCUCGGCCGUGUUCGACUUCAGCGGCACCGGGUACGAGGUGUGGGGCAAUUGCAACGCGCCGAGGGCCAUCACACUAUCGGCCAUCAUCUACUGCUUGCGCUGCAUGGUGGGCCACGAUGUGCCCCUGAACCAGGGCUGCCUGGCGCCGAUCCAGAUCCGGAUCCCGCCCGGAUCGCUGCUGGACCCGUCGGAGACGGCGGCCGUCGUCGGCGGCAACGUGCUCACCUCGCAGCGUAUCGUCGACGUGGUGCUGGGAGCCUUCGGCGCCUGCGCCGCCAGCCAGGGCUGCAUGAACAACGUCACGUUCGGCGACGACCGGUUCGGCUACUACGAGACGGUGGCCGGCGGCGCCGGCGCGGGCCCCUCCUGGGACGGCCGCAGCGGUGUGCACAGCCACAUGACCAACACACGCAUCACCGACCCGGAGAUCAUCGAGGCCCGCUACCCGGUCGUCGUGCAGCGCUUCUCGCUGAACCCGGGCACCGGCGGCGCCGGCCGACACCGCGGCGGUGACGGCGUGGUGCGCGAGCUGCUGUUCCGCAAGCCGCUGACGCUCUCCAUCCUGACCGAGCGGCGCGUCUUCCAGCCGUACAGCCUCGACGGGGGCGCUCCGGGAGCUCGUGGCCAGAACCUGCUGCUGAAGCACGACGGUCGGACCAUCAGCCUGGGCGCCAAGACGUCCGUCCUGGUGUCCACUGGGGACACGUUCCGGCUGUUGACGCCGGGCGGCGGCGGGUUCGGCUCGCCGGGCGGCCUCAAGCCGGCGGAGGCCUCGGGGGCCGGCCAGGGCGCGCCACGCACAUUCCUGGCGCGUGGCAGCCUGCACGACUACCUGCUGGCGCAAGAGUCGGUGUAGUGACGCAGUCAGCUGUCCCGGCAGGUCGUGUCGGAGUCAGCACCACCACCAGCUGAUCCAGAAAUGGGGGGGGGGGGGGGGG